UACUGUGCACAUGUUGUGGAUCUUCUUGUUUCUUGUUUCAGUGAACGCUGCAGCGGAGCGGGGGGUUGGCGGGAUUGUUCGCAGGCUCGAGGCAGUACACUCGGUCUCACUCUUCUAUGUGAGGCGUCUGAAGGCAGCUAGCCGCGUGUUAGCACAGUUCACCGGCUCCAGUCAUAGCAGAGUGAGCCGCUCACGUCCUGUGGACUGUUACCCGGCCAGCUAACGUCACUGCCUGUAACAUGACUUCAUGUGCUGCAACACAUGAGCAGCUUACAGCCGGUGUUUCGGUCUAACGUGCGACCUGUCAGAUAAACGCGGGAUGUGUCGUCAUUGUGACAGCCGCUGAAACGUGAAAAACAAAAACACUGAGCUGUCAAACGACACUUUGACAUUGUGACGUCAAUAAUAAUAAUAAAAAAAACUAAACAUAGAGACAUCCACGAGGACAGCUCUUCCCGUUGUCAACAACUGUCGUAACUGUGUCGCCAUGGGACUCACCAGUUUAGAUAAGAUCAUUGCACUGCAGAGGAACCCCGCCAACACCAGGAACCUGUGCAUCCUUGCACAUGUGGAUCACGGCAAAACAACUUUGGCUGACUGCUUGGUGGCAAGUAAUGGGAUCAUAUCAAGUCGACUGGCUGGGAAGCUGAGGUAUCUGGACAGCAGGGAGGAUGAACAGAUCAGAGGAAUCACCAUGAAGUCCAGUGCCAUCUCUCUGCAUUGCAUACAUGGAGAUCAGGAGUACUUAGUGAAUCUGAUCGACUCUCCCGGUCACGUCGACUUCUCCUCUGAAGUCUCCACCGCUGUCAGGCUGUGUGAUGGAGCCAUUGUAGUUGUUGAUGCCGUGGAGGGAGUGUGUCCUCAGACCCAGGCUGUGCUGCGUCAGGCGUGGCUGGAGAACAUCAGGCCUGUUCUGGUCAUCAAUAAGAUCGACCGUCUCAUCAUGGAGCUGAUGCUCACCUCGCAGGAAGCUUACGCCCACCUGCAGAAGAUCCUGGGACAGGUAAAUGCAGUCACAGGGGCUUUGUUCACGUCCAAAGUGCUGGAGGAGCGAGCGGAGAAAGAGAAGGAGGAGGAGAAAGAAAGUGAGUCCUCGAGCAGAGAUCAGGUUUAUGACUGGAGUGCCGGGCUGGAGGAGGCUGACGACUCCCACCUCUACUUUUCACCUGACCAGGGGAACGUGGUCUUUGCCAGUGCCAUAGAUGGAUGGGGUUUCAGCAUCCAGCAGUUUGCACACAUCUACAGCCAGAGAAUGGGCAUUAAGAGAGAGGUGCUGCUCAAAACGCUGUGGGGAGAUUUCUACCUCAAUGCAAAAGCAAAGAAGAUCAUGAAGGGAGCUCAGGCCAAAGGAAAGAAGCCACUGUUUGUGCAGCUUGUGCUGGAUAACAUUUGGAGUCUGUAUGAUGCUGUUGUAACCAGGAGAGACAAGGAGAAGGUGGAGAAGGUGGUGUCAUCACUCGGGGUAAAGGUGAUGGCCAGAGACUCUCGUCACACCGACCCCAAAGUCCUGCUUUCUGCCAUCUGCAGCCAGUGGUUACCUUUGUCCCAGGCGGUCCUCUCGAUGGUGUGUGAGAAGCUGCCCAGUCCACUGGACAUGUCUGCAGAGAGGGUGGAGAGGCUGAUGAGUGUCGGAGCACGACGAUUUGACUCUUUGCCUGAACAGACACAGGAACUUAAAGAAGCGUUCCUCCAGUGUUCAAGCGACAAGGAUGUUCCGGCCAUCAUCUUUGUGUCCAAGAUGUUCGCCGUGGAUGCAAAGGCCUUGCCUCACAACAGACAGAGGCCGUUGACUCAGGAGGAGAUUGCCCAGCGCAGGGAGCUGGCGAGACAGAGACAUGCUGACAGGAUGACAGCUGAUCAGACGGCAACAGAAAGCCAAACAGACCUCACCCAGUCAGGGAGUACGCCACAGGAAGUCCAACCUGCAGGACUGAGCACAGCUAAGAUGGAGAAUCUCUCGUUAAAGGACGAGGAGGAGCAGAAGGAGACCUUCAUAGCAUUUGCGAGGGUCUAUAGUGGAGUGGUCAAGAAAGGACAGAGAGUUUUUGUACUGGGCCCAAAGUAUGACCCUGCCCAGGGCCUGAGCAAGCUGCCAGAGGCUUGCACUGCGUCAGACUGUGUAGCUGAGGUGCCUCAUCUCUCCUGCUGUUCCAUGGAGAGCCUGUACCUGCUGAUGGGCAGAGAGCUGGAGGAGCUGGAGGAGGUGCCUGCAGGAAACGUCCUGGGUAUCGGAGGUCUGGAGGAGUGUGUCUUGAAGUCAGCCACCCUGUCCACCUCUCCCGCCUGUCCACCCUUCAUCCCGCUCAACUUUGAGGCCACGCCCAUCGUACGGGUCGCCAUAGAACCAAAGCAUCCGAGUGAGAUGCCAAAGCUGGUGCGUGGGAUGCGUCUCUUGAACCAGGCAGAUCCCUGUGCUGAGGUUCUGAUCCAGGAAACAGGAGAACAUGUUCUGGUCACUGCUGGUGAAGUUCAUCUUCAACGCUGCCUGGACGAUCUUCGAGACCGGUUUGCUAAAAUUGAGAUCAGCGCAUCAAAGCCCAUCAUUCCAUUCAGAGAAACAGUGGUACGUCCUCCAAAAGUUGACAUGGUGAAUGAAGACCUGGGCAGGCAGCAGAAAAUAGCCAUCAUUCACCAGGUGAAAGAAGACGCCUCUCAGGGCCGUUCAUCUGACACCCUGCAUGUAGACUCUAAUGGUCUGGUCACCCUCACCACUCCCAACAGACUGGCCAUGGUGAGCGUCCGGGCGAUCCCCUUGCCACAGGAAGUGACCAAUCUGUUGGAGAGUAGCACUGAGCUGAUCCGCACUCUGGAUCAGUUGAACAUAUCCCUGAGGGAGGGGAAAAGUCUAGAAGUCAGCCUCAGGACCCUGGAGGCCAUCGCUGGAUUCAAGGCCCAGCUGGAGAGCCUACUGCAGGGGAGGAAGUGGAGGAACGCUGUGGAGCGUAUCUGGUCCUUUGGGCCUCGCAGGUAUGGUCCCAACAUUCUCCUGAACAGUGUGGAGGGCUACCAGCGGCCCUCAGUGUGGCAGUGUCUGGUCAGAGGAGACAAAGCUGGCGAGGAUGAAACUCAAGCCGCUGUCAUACGAGACUUUGAUAACAGCAUCAUAAGCGGCUUCCAGCUAGCAACUCUGUCAGGGCCCAUGUGUGAGGAGCCCCUGAUGGGAGUUUGCUUUUCAGUGGAGAGGUGGGACAUCCAGUCUUCAGCCUUACCACAACAUCAGGACUCCUUGGAGGAAGACUCCUUGUCCCAUGAUGCUUCAGCAGACAGUAAAGUGGAAGAAAGCGCUAAGACAUCUGAACAGACUGAUGGUACGGCAACAGGGCCAAGCCAGGCCAGGCGCAGGCCAGAGGCUGCCUCCUCAGACUGCUACGGGCCGGUCUCUGGCCAGCUGAUCGCUGCCAUGAAGGAGGCCUGUCGCCAUGCCUUCCAGGCUCAGCCCCAGAGACUCAUGGCUGCCAUGUAUACCUGUGAGAUCAUGGCCACUGCUGAGGUGCUGGGCCGAGUGUACGGUGUACUGGGAAAACGAGAGGGCCGUGUCCUCCAUGAAGAGAUGAAGGAAGGCACAGACAUGUUCAUCAUCAAGGCUGUUCUGCCCGUGGCUGAGAGCUUCGGAUUUGCCGACGAGAUCCGCAAGAGGACCAGUGGGUUAGCCAGUCCACAGCUGGUCUUCAGCCACUGGGAGGUCAUCACCAGUGAUCCAUACUGGGUUCCCACCACUGAGGAAGAAUAUUUGCACUUUGGAGAGAAAGCCGACUCCGCCAACCAGGCCCUCAAAUACAUGAAUGCUGUCCGCCGCCGCAAAGGCCUCUACGUGGAGGAGAAGAUAGUGGAGCACGCAGAGAAACAGAGAACACUCAGCAAGAACAAGUAGAGAAGAACCAGCUCCUCUGGUCAGGCUGUGAGACUCUGCUGACACCUGAACAGCAGCACUGCAGAGCACCGUCAGUCACAGAGGGACAGACGUCGCCGGAAUCAAAGAUCUUCAUCACAGCAGCAGCAUAGUCUGUCACUGAUGGCUUCUUUCUUAUUUUCUUGCGCAACAAAAUAAAUUAUUUGGGAUUGUUGAUUAGUUGGGAUUCUCUGUUUUAUAAAUCAUAUUGUUUUAUGUUCACACAGAGACAGCAGGGGCAGUAAAUACUGACCAAUCAAACUGCCCCAUUCCAUGCUGAAUGACAGAUAAAUAUUUUGGAACUUGGAUUUGAACAUUAUUUGUCAUUGCUUUGCAGAUUUACUAUUGUAUGACAUCACCUUCGUAAUUAAUAUACAUUACGAUGCUUAUUAGAAUUUUAAAUGACUGAUAUGUUUCCCAUUAGCUUCAGGUUUUAAGACAAUCGUGUUAAAAUACAUUUCUGUGACAAAUCUGAGAAUAAAGUUCAAAGUUAACAUUGA
Larimichthys crocea (large yellow croaker) is the source of this 4389-nucleotide messenger RNA. It is a transcript of the gene efl1, whose product is annotated as elongation factor like GTPase 1. The record is from RefSeq and is a predicted model, not a curated record. Gene Ontology annotation, biological process: cytosolic ribosome assembly. Gene Ontology annotation, molecular function: ribosome binding; GTP binding; GTPase activity. The coding region runs from base 488 to 3871 and encodes 1127 amino acids. The transcript has 23 exons. Gene Ontology annotation, cellular component: ribonucleoprotein complex; cytosol. NCBI's taxonomy places the organism in Eukaryota, Metazoa, Chordata, Actinopteri, Sciaenidae.